Messenger RNA from Mesorhabditis spiculigera, 1188 nucleotides. Lineage: Eukaryota; Metazoa; Nematoda; Chromadorea; Rhabditida; Rhabditidae. The record is from the annotation of a GenBank genome assembly.
AUGGCCGGGCUACUGAAUUUGUUCCCGUUUCCGGAUCCAGAACAAUUGCCAGAUUCUAAGGAAAUGGGCCUCGAGCAGAAGCCGCGUUUUUGGUUUCCGAAUGUGUUGUGGGUGGCACUUUUGCUGGUUGUGCCGGGCGGGGCUGGAUUUGCGGUGGGAUGGGCAGCUGAACACAACGCAGUAAAACCGGCCGGAUGCGGGCAACUUUCCUUACAUUGUCAAAAAUCUGGAAACUGUCCGGCUCUCAAAAGCAGCUCGGAAUUUCCAAAUACCCUUCGCUGUACGUAUCGUUAUUGGCUGGAAACAAACAUGGGCCACCGCUUGCAUGUCACCAGCAAAUUUGCUGACACCUCUAAGCCGUAUCUCUUGAAGGUUUGGUCCCAGGAGGGGCUUCUGCGAAGAUAUAAAGCCGAUUCAAACGACACAAUAAUAUUCGGCGGAAAUUUCCUGAUUAUCGAUUUUCAAGCGAAUUCCGUUUGGAACGAUGGGGAUUAUUGGCAGAUCGUCCUGCAACUCGGAGAGAGCAACUUCCCCGUUGAAAAGAUUACCAUUUACAACUCCUUGACGCUUCCAUUAAAAGAUAUUUACCCGGCGACUUUCCGCUUUAUGGUAAAUGAUAGCUCACUGAAUAAAGAUCCCGUGUCGGGAGAUAUGUAUGCGGUGUCGAGCCCUGCGGAUACGCCUUAUACGCAAAACGUAUGGCUGAAAGCGAACGUGUACCAGAGGGCCUACGAGUUUAAGCUUUCAGACUACACGCCAACUUCUGCGCAACUGGAACCCGUUUUCAACCCGAGCUGGAGCUCAAUGACGUUGGAAAAUAAUAAUUCAAGCCCAAGCCAAUCGCUUAACACGAUUGUACAUCUACAGGCUGACUUGCCUAACGCUAAGUUGGCGUUUUUCCAAUCCGACGGCUCUUUUUCGAUAACGGCCAAGCGAGAUAGUGUUGACAAAACGUUGCUGAUCACAAUUUUGAUACCAGGAGGUUCGGCGAAGAUCAGCAACAUCGAGGUGGUCGGGGACGACAAAAUCAGCAUAAUCACGGGUGGAAGCUAUUCGAUGAAUGAAGCAGCGGCGUAUCAAUACAUGGAUGAAAGUAUCUCAAACUUGGCCAAGAAAGCUAUGACAGUACGAGGAGCGGCGGUGACAAUACACGCACUCGACGCUACGGAAAUUCGUUUACGAAUAAAU